AUGUCAAACACUUUCUCCGGGUCAAUCGGGAAGGAGGGCACCAUAUACCGUGACGAGGCAGGAUUCGAUGACAACUUCAAGCUCGACAUCGAUUUUGCGAAGAUAGAGUUUGAGGAAACCCUAAAUGUCUCAGAAGCGUCCUCCAUAUUUCAUGUCAACUACUGUGGCAAGCCACGGGUCUUGAAAGUGAAAGCUGUCAUUGGCAUUCAGCAAAUUCAUCUAGCUUUAGUCGAGCAUAAUGAUCCUUACCCCAAAAAUAUUCUCAUUGUUCCUGGUGAUCAAGAGAGGGUUAUAUGGGUUGAUUUUGAUGUUGCGAUUGUUUAUCCCAACGACACAUACAUUGAAAAGAAGGGACGUGGCCGGAUCGAGUUUGAAACCGAAGUUGUUGAAAGCUUCGGACGGCUACUUGAAGAAGAUCAAAAAAAGGGUCUGCCGCCAAACACAACAUACUACUAG
Molecule: messenger RNA, 456 nt
Organism: Histoplasma mississippiense
Lineage: Eukaryota; Fungi; Ascomycota; Eurotiomycetes; Onygenales; Ajellomycetaceae
Exons: 3
Coding region: 1-456 (151 amino acids)
Source: RefSeq, a predicted model, not a curated record